Cynara cardunculus var. scolymus (artichoke) is the source of this 402-nucleotide messenger RNA. Its product is annotated as receptor-like protein kinase ANXUR2. Gene Ontology annotation, biological process: protein autophosphorylation. NCBI's taxonomy places the organism in Eukaryota, Viridiplantae, Streptophyta, Magnoliopsida, Asterales, Asteraceae. The record is from RefSeq and is a predicted model, not a curated record. The transcript has 2 exons. Gene Ontology annotation, cellular component: plasmodesma; plasma membrane. The coding region runs from base 1 to 402 and encodes 133 amino acids. Gene Ontology annotation, molecular function: transmembrane receptor protein tyrosine kinase activity; ATP binding.
AUGGCGUUGGACUAUCUUCACACCGGUGUUGGCACCCGACAUGGAGUCAUACAUCAUGAUGUCAAAAGCUCGAACAUUCUUCUAGAUGAAAAUUGGGCAGCUAAGAUUUCGGAUUUUGGGGAGCUGAGGCUUGCAGUGGACAUAUGCUAUGGCGACGAGAAAUGUAGUUUGGUAAGGUGGGCUCAAAAAUGUGUGAAAGAUCGAAAACUAAAUCAAAUGGUCGAUUCUAACAUCAGGGGAACAAUUUUUCCAAAAUGUUUAAGACGGUUUGCUCAAAUUGCAAAUCGUUGUUUACAUAGCGUUCCAAAAGAACGUCCCUCUAUGACAGAGGUCGUGGCCUCACUUCAAGUUUUGUUGGUAGUACAGAAGAAACAUGACGAUUCUGAGUAUCAGGCAAAAUGA